AUGUUACCGAAUGAUUCUGCCAGGCACCUGGCCAUUCUAGAUACUGCCAUGGAUGCUGCCAAUUUCACUCGGAAUGGGACUUCAAGCGGCACCCAAUGCAGUGCCAUCCUUAUCUCCUUCAUCUAUUCAGUGGUCUGUCUUGUUGGACUCUGUGGCAACUCCUUAGUUAUAUACGUGAUCCUCAGAUAUGCCAAGAUGAAGACAGCCACGAACAUAUACAUCCUGAACUUGGCCAUCGCCGAUGAGUUACUUAUGCUCAGCGUGCCCUUCCUGGUGACCUCGACGUUGCUGGGCCACUGGCCUUUUGGUUCUUUACUCUGUCGGCUGGUCCUCAGCGUGGAUGCUGUCAAUAUGUUCACUAGCAUCUACUGCCUGACUGUCCUCAGUAUGGACAGGUACAUUGCUGUGGUGCACCCCAUCAAAGCCGCCAGUUACAGAAGACCCACCAUAGCGAAACUGGUCAACCUGGCAGUGUGGCUGCUCUCAAUCAUGGUCAUCGUGCCCAUCAUUAUCUUUGCAGACACAGCCAGCAACUCUGAUGGCUCGGUUUCCUGCAACAUACAGAUGCCGAAACCUACCAAGCGGUGGCUAGCCGGCUUCGUGGUCUACGCGUUUUUAAUGGGCUUUCUGAUCCCAGUGGUGGCUAUCUGCCUGUGCUACAUCCUUAUCAUUGUCAAGAUGAGAGUGGUGGCUCUAAAAGCAGGCUGGCAGCAGCGCAAAAAGUCCGAGAGGAAGAUCACCUUGAUGGUUAUGAUGGUGGUGACGGUGUUUGUGAUGUGCUGGAUGCCUUUUUACAUCGUCCAGCUGCUCGAUGUCUUUGUGGGUCAGCAGGACGCCACGGUCAGCCAGCUCGCCGUCAUCCUGGGCUAUGCCAACAGUUGUGCCAACCCCAUCCUCUACGGCUUCCUAUCGGACAACUUCAAGAGAUCGUUCCAGAGGAUCUUGUGCCUACGAUGGAUGGACAAUGUUGCAGAGGAGCCCAUAGAUUACUACGCCACAGCUCUCAAGAGCAGAGCGUACAGUGUAGAAGACUUUCAACAGGACCCAUCAGAAUCGAAUAGUAUGUAUCACAAUGGUACCUGUACCUCAAGGACCACCACCCUGUGAGUUAGCACAAGGAAAGGCAGUUGUAGGGAAGAAAAACAGCCCCACUGACUCCGGAGAAAUC
This is a messenger RNA of Rhincodon typus (whale shark), 1168 nucleotides long. It is a transcript of the gene sstr1a, whose product is annotated as somatostatin receptor 1a. Gene Ontology annotation, biological process: cellular response to estradiol stimulus; neuropeptide signaling pathway. Gene Ontology annotation, molecular function: somatostatin receptor activity; neuropeptide binding. Gene Ontology annotation, cellular component: membrane; neuron projection. Bases 1 to 1107 code for a protein of 368 amino acids. Lineage: Eukaryota; Metazoa; Chordata; Chondrichthyes; Orectolobiformes; Rhincodontidae. The record is from RefSeq and is a predicted model, not a curated record. The transcript has a single exon.